Molecule: messenger RNA, 1385 nt
Organism: Mizuhopecten yessoensis (Yesso scallop)
Lineage: Eukaryota; Metazoa; Mollusca; Bivalvia; Pectinida; Pectinidae
Product: piRNA biogenesis protein EXD1-like
Exons: 5
Coding region: 86-910 (274 amino acids)
Biological process (GO): nucleobase-containing compound metabolic process
Molecular function (GO): 3'-5' exonuclease activity; nucleic acid binding
Source: RefSeq, a predicted model, not a curated record
UGGGACCAAACAUUUAAACAUCAUAUGUCGUUGUGAAUCUUGAGCACGAUACCCGAUACUCGAUACAGAUAACAGCAAAUGACCGAUGGCCACCUCUGAUGUUUCUGCUCGGUCCAAAGUAAAUGUCAAGGUAUUUCAGGAUCUAAACACAUUUCAAAAAUCGGGAGUGAAGGAUCAGCUGAUGCAGAAUGACUUUCUAGCUUUUGAUACCGAGUUCAACAUGAACAAGGAUGAAAUACAACUUGCACUGGUACAAAUCGCCACCUUUGACCAAAAUGUGUUUUUAUUUGAUGUACUGAAAUGUCCAGAUAUUAUCGUAGAGCUAAGGAAAAUUCUGGAAUCGAAGAAGAUAAAAAAGGUAAUCCACGACUGCCUCAAUGACAGUAAAGCUCUGUGGACCACACAUGCAAUCCAAAUGGACAACGUAUUCGAUACAAAGUUGGUCCAGCAGAUUUUGGACUCAAAACAAACACAGACGGUCAUGAAGCAUAUAAAACCGACUGGCCUCGAGACAUUGUGUAAAAAAUAUGUCAUCUACAUCAACGAAGAUUUAAAACAAAGAACUAAAGAAGAGCUCAAACAGAACCAAGCGUACUUCUUACAACGGAACCGUGAUGGCAGUAUACCAGAUAGGAUGAAAGACUAUGCCGCUCAGGACGUGACAGUACUCGUUGAUCUGUACAAGCAAAUGGAAAGAUCACUCGGGGAUAUGCAAUCACUGUACGAACGUUUAAUCAACGUCUCACUUUACGCAUGUCUGAAAGGUGUUCCCUGCAGAAAGAGAUAUGAAAAGGACAGGGGCCUGCUCAAUUAUGUGGCUUCACCAGAGCUCGCUACACUUGUUCUUGUUUCUCCAACUAUGACUCGAAAACCGUACAGACGUGGCAAUAAGGCUAAACCAAGAAGAUGAGAGCAGAAGUGGAGGCGACGGAUAAGAGGAGAGGAGAAAGGCCAGUGACUGACUUCGCCUACGUCUAUCUAACGUUUUAAGUCUCGUGAUGAUACUCAUACUGAUAUAAAAACAUUAUGUCUUAGAGACUUUAAAACCCAAACAGGAAAGAGUGGUGUCAUUUGAAUGAUACCUGAAAGAGACAUGUAUUUGUUUAUACACGGUUUUUAUGUCCUCGCAACAGCUGUAGUCCUAAGAAAAUGUUCCCUGUGAAAAAAAACAUGCAAGAAAAUCCCAAAUGCUGCAGGGGCUACAUAAGAUACGGUGAUAUGAGUGAAAAACAUGUACAUCUUGCCUUUUUUCAAGUACUGACAAUGGUAAGGUAUGAGCCUGUGAUAUACUGAUUAAGUUAUUUACGCUACAGACAUGUAAUAUACUGAUUAAGUUAUUCACGCUACAGACAUGUAAUAUACUGAGAAAGUUAUUUACGCUACAG